AAAGUAGAAUUUUCUUUGCAGGUGUCAAAUUCGUAACAGUGGAGGACAAGUCUAAGAAAAUGGAACUUGCCCGUAAACUACUUGUAAAGCGAAGAAACGUGGAAUACGUGUUGCAAUACGGAAACGUAACGCCCUUUAUGUGGUACAAGGGGAAAUAUAGGUGCUUCUACUGUACUGAACCAAUGAAAGACCCCGCAGCGCUGAGAGAACACACCUCUAACCACGAAACUUCAAACCUAGAGAAUGUAGUCCAUUUUAGAACUAAAAACAACAGGAAUAAGGAUGCGGCUAUUAAAAUUGACGUCACGGGCAUCGGCUGUAAACUCUGUGACAAACCUGUCACGAAUCUGGAGGAGUUCAUUCAUCAUUUAAUCAUAGCACAUGACGCGGAAUAUGACGUGUCGGUCCCGAACUGUCUGUUGCCCUUUAAAUUGGACAAAGAUCAACCCACCUGUCCAACUUGUGAUAUGAAGUUCGUGUUCUUCGAAUACCUUCUCCGUCACGCGAAUAAGCACCAUCUGUCUCAUGACUACAUUUGUGACGUUUGCGGGACCAGCUUCCAAGGAGAAAACCACUUGAAGAUGCACAAUAGGUACUACCACAGGCAAGGUGGUUACACCUGCGACCACUGCGGUGUCAGUUUUGCUACUUUAGCUAAGAAAAUCUUGCACGAAAAGAACGUGCAUCAAGUGAACUUGUCCACGUGUCCCCACUGUCCGGAGAUGUUCAAGAGUCCGUAUUUUAAGAAGCUGCACAUGGCGAAUGUUCACGGCGUCGAAGAAUUAAAGAUCAAGUGUCCAUUUUGCCCGAAAGUCUACCCUCAGGAGAGCAUCAUGUCUCGUCAUAUGCGACGAGUCCAUCUCCGAGAGAAGAAUGUGGAAUGCGAAGUGUGCGGAGACAAAUUCUUUGGUCCAUAUGACGUCAAAUUGCACAUGGUGAAACACAAUGGCGACAAGAAAUUUGUUUGUAGCGAAUGCGGGAAGAAAUUCGCCAAGAAAAGCAACUUGAAUACACACAUGUUUAUCCACACUGGAGAAAAGAAGUUCGUGUGUGAGCAUUGUAACAAAUCAUUCGCUCACAUAACGAAUUACAAAGUCCAUGUUAAGAACCGACACGAGGGAUAUUUUAAAGCGAAUGAAGAACUUAAAGGUGAUCAGUAUAAAGAGGGUAUACCUGUGCUAGACGAAACUGAUCUUAUACAAAUAAUAGAUAAAGAUGAAAUGGACGCUACAGAAAUCAUUGAGCAUUAUAAGCUUUGCUAGUUGAGAAUGAUAAUUUAUAAAGUUUACUCCAAUAGCUAUAAUAAUAACUUAACUUUUACUUAUGUUAAUCUAAUAAUAUGUUCAUGUUAUAUCAGUUAUUUAAAUAAACAAAAGUUCACUGUAUCACUUAAAAUUUUAGAAAUAAAUA
Ostrinia furnacalis (Asian corn borer) is the source of this 1410-nucleotide messenger RNA. Its product is annotated as zinc finger protein 569-like. The transcript has a single exon. NCBI's taxonomy places the organism in Eukaryota, Metazoa, Arthropoda, Insecta, Lepidoptera, Crambidae. The record is from RefSeq and is a predicted model, not a curated record. Bases 60 to 1262 code for a protein of 400 amino acids.